AUGUUACAAUUAAAUGUACAUAAAGUCAACAUGGAGGAGAAAGCACAUUUAUGUACUGAAUGUGGAAAGAGGUUUAGGUGGCACGCACAUCUGAAAAUACAUCAAAGGACUCACACUGGGGAGAAACCCUAUAAAUGCCUUGAAUGUGGACAGAGCUUCACUCAGAGAGCACAUCUACGUUCACAUCAAAGGACUCACACUGGGGAGAAACCCUAUAACUGCCUGGUGUGUGGACAGAGCUUCACUCAUAGUGGAAAUCUACGUUCACAUCAAAGGACUCACGCUGGGGAGAAACCCUAUAACUGCCUGGUGUGUGGACAGAGCUUCACUCAUAGUGGAAGUCUACGUUCACAUCAAAGGAUUCACACUGGGGAGAAACCCUAUAAAUGCCUGGCGUGUGGACAGAGCUUCACUCAUAGUUCAGGUCUACGAUCACAUCAAAGGACGCACACUGGGGAGAAACCCUAUAAAUGCCUUGAAUGUGGACAGAGCUUCACUCAUAGUUCAGGUCUACGAUCACAUCAAAGGACUCACACUGGGGAGAAACCCUAUAAAUGCCUAGAGUGUGGACAGAGCUUCACUCAUAGUGGAAGUCUACAUAAACAUCAAAGGAUUCACACUGGGGAGAAACCGUAUAAAUGCCUUGAAUGUGGACGGAGCUUCACUCAUAGUUCAAGUCUACAUAAACAUCAAAGGACUCACACUGGGGAGAAGCCCUAUAACUGCCUGGAGUGUGAAAAGAGUUUCGCUCGGAGGGGAACUCUACGUUCACAUCAAAGGACUCACACUGGAGAGAAACCCUAUAACUGCCUAGAGUGUGGACAGAGCUUCACUGAGAGUGGACAUCUACGUAAACAUCAAAGGAUUCACACUGGAGAGAAACCCUAUAACUGCCUAGAGUGUGGACAGAGCUUCACUAAUAGUUCAGGUCUAUAUUCACAUCAAAGGACUCACACUGGGGAGAAACCCUUUAAAUGCCUGGAGUGUGGACAGAGCUUCACUCAGAGUGAAAGUCUACGUAGACAUCAAAGGACUCACACUGGUGAGAAACCCUAUAAAUGCCUGGAGUGUGGACAGAGCUUCACGGAGAGUGGAAAUCUACGUAACCAUCAGAAAACUCACACAGGGGAAAAACCCUUCAAAUGCCUGGAGUGUGCACAGAGCUUCACUUGUAGUUCAGUUCUACAUUCACAUCAAAGGACUCACACUGGGGAGAAACCCUUGAAAUGCUUGGAGUGUGGGCAGAGUUUUGCUGAGGGUGGAAGUCUACAUAACCAUCAAAUAACUCAUACUGGGGAGAAACCCUAUAAAUGCCUGGAAUGUGGACAGAGCUUCACUUGGAGUUCACAUCUACGAUUUCAUCAAAGGACUCACACUGGGGAGAAACCCUAUAAAUGCCUAGAGUGUGGACAGAGCUUCACUUGGAGAGGAAGUCUACGUUCACAUCAAAGAACUCAUACUGGAGAGAAACCCUAUAAAUGCCUGGAGUGUGGAAAGAGCUUCACUCAGAGUGGAAGUCUACGUAAACAUCAAAGAACUCAUACUGGGGAGAAACCCUAUACAUGCCUUGAGUGUGGAAGGAGCUUUACUCAGAGUGGAAGUCUACAUAAACAUCAAAGGACUCACACUGGAGAGAAACCGUAUAACUGCCUGGAGUGUGAAAAGAGUUUCGCUCGGAGCGGAACUCUACGUUCACAUCAAAGGACUCACACUGGGGAGGGACCCUAUGAAUGCUUGGGAGUGUGGAAAGAGCUUUACUCAGAGUGCACAUCUACGUUCACAUAAAUUACUCAUGCUGGGAAGAAACCCUAUAAAGACUUAGCAUAUAGAAUCAUAGCAUUAAAGAGUUGGAAGAGUCCACAUGGGCCAUCUAAUCUAACCCUGCUGUGCUUUUAUAUGAUUUUAUGGCUUUAACUAAAAUUGUUUUUGGUUAAAUAUUCAUGAUGUUUAAUACUCUUUGUAUAGAUGUAUAUUUGAAGUUAUAUUACAAUGCUUUUAAUUUGUGAUGCUUUGAGUCUCCGUACAGAGAGAAAAAGCGGGACAUAAAUAAACGUAAUGAUGAGGGCCAUGUAUAAACAUGUGAGAGGAAGUCCUAGGAAGGAGGGAGCAAACUUCCUUUGUGCUGCCCUGGAGUCGAACUCUUUGCCCCAGAGGGAGGGAGUGUGGUGGAGGUUCCUCCUUUGGAGGCUUUUCAACAGUGCCUGGAUGGCCAUCUAUCAGGGGUACUUUGAAUGCAAUUUUCCUACUUCUUGGCAGAGUGGGAUUGGACUGGAUGGCCCACUAGAUCUAUUCCAACUCUGUGAUUCUAAGAGCUGCUCUAAGAGUUUAAAUCUAUAUAGACAUAGAAUUCACAUGGGAGGGAACAGUGGCCCUUGGCCCCAGAGAGAGAGAGUGUGUCUCUAAGACUGAGCUUUCCAAACCUUUCAUGUCGAUGACACUUUUGACAUGCAUCCUUUUGUAACACGGUAAUUCACGUUGGCAAAACAGAGGCUUAAAUCAACCCCACAUAAGAUUUUCCAAUGCAUAUAAUAUAAUAAUAUAGAGAGAAAUGUUUUAUAUCAUCUUUCUGUCUAAGUAAUCCUUGUAUAGUUUCUGUUUUGCUGUUGUGUUAUGUUUUGUUGUACUGUGUUUUUGAGGCUUCGGCCUGUGUGAGCUGCAUCGAGUCCUUCGGGAGAUGCUAGCGGGGUACAAAUAAAGUUA
Molecule: messenger RNA, 2700 nt
Organism: Anolis sagrei ordinatus
Lineage: Eukaryota; Metazoa; Chordata; Lepidosauria; Squamata; Anolidae
Source: RefSeq, a predicted model, not a curated record